Messenger RNA from Ramularia collo-cygni, 432 nucleotides. Its product is annotated as 40S ribosomal protein S16. NCBI's taxonomy places the organism in Eukaryota, Fungi, Ascomycota, Dothideomycetes, Mycosphaerellales, Mycosphaerellaceae. Gene Ontology annotation, molecular function: structural constituent of ribosome; RNA binding. Bases 1 to 432 code for a protein of 143 amino acids. Gene Ontology annotation, cellular component: ribosome; cytosolic small ribosomal subunit. The record is from RefSeq and is a predicted model, not a curated record. Gene Ontology annotation, biological process: translation; maturation of SSU-rRNA from tricistronic rRNA transcript (SSU-rRNA, 5.8S rRNA, LSU-rRNA). The transcript has 3 exons.
AUGUCGGCCGUCCAGUCUGUUCAAUGCUUCGGCAAGAAGAAGACCGCCACCGCUGUCGCCCACUGCRAGCAGGGCAAGGGCCUCAUCCGCGUCAACGGCAAGCCUCUCUCGCUCGUUGAGCCUCAGAUCCUUCGCUUCAAGGUCUACGAGCCAGUUCUCAUCCUCGGCCUCGACAAGUUCGCCGAUGUCGACAUCCGCGUCCGCGUUCGUGGCGGUGGUCACACCUCCCAGGUCUAUGCUAUCCGUCAAGCCAUUGCCAAGAGCAUCAUUGCAUACUACCAGAAGUACAUCGACGAGCACUCCAAGAACCAGCUGAAGCAGGCACUCGUCGCCUACGACCGUACCCUCCUCGUCGCCGACAACAGACGGUGCGAACCCAAGAAGUUCGGCGGUCCAGGUGCACGCGCCAGAUACCAGAAGUCUUACCGAUAA